AUGAGUACCCCUUGGGUAUCUGCGGAAGCUGGAGCCAAGACAUGGGAGCGCUAUCGAAAAUUGGUGCGGAAGGGUAAAGCCGGGCUCCCAUUCGUGCGAGCGUCUGGGUCAGAGAGGGUUAUUGAUUCUGCGACCAACUGGACUGCUGGUAAGACAACCAACCCCACGAUCACUUUCUGCUUCGCGGACGCUAAUAACAACAUCUUCGAACCUAAACUGGCUGUAAUCAUCCCCGAACACCUCAACGACACCCUCGAAGACCACAUGUGCCCCAACGCCGGUACACCCGAGCCUCAAACAGCCAUCUGGACCGAAAUCUUCGCCCAACCUAUCGCAGACAGGCUUAACGCCCUCGCACCGGGCGCCAACCUCAGCGCAGCGGACGCCGCUUCCCUUAUCCCCCUGUGCGCAUUCGAGAGCGUGGCGAUGGAGCGUCCGAGUCGGUUUUGUGCGUUGUUUAGUGGGGAGGAGUUUGAGGGGUACGAGUAUUUGGCUGAUUUGGAGAAGUAUUAUAAUCGGGGACACGGCCAACCCCUCGGUCCAGUCCAAGGUGUCGGCUACAUCAACGAGCUCCUCGCACGACUCACCAACACGCCCGUGCACGACCAUACAUCCACCAACCGCACGCUCACCAGCUCCCCACACACCUUCCCCCUCGACCGCACCAUCUACGCCGACUUUAGCCAUGAUAACCUCAUGGUUGCCGUGUUUAGCGCUAUGGGGCUGUUUAGGCAGGACCCGGAAGGGAGGAAUGGGGAGGUGGAUGGGCAUUUGGAUCCGGAGAGGAUGGAUCGGAGGAGGACGUGGGUGACGAGUCGGAUUACGCCGUUUUCGGCAAGGAUGGUGGUGGAGAGGAUGACGUGUCGGGGGAGGGUUGAGGGGCGGGUUGGGGAGGAGGACCAAGAGGUGUUCAAUGGAUUCAUCGAUGAGGAGGAGGAUGAAGAUGAUAGGGUAGAAAGAGUGACGAAAGGAAAAGCGAAGAGGAGAAGGAACUAUGUGAGAGUCCUCGUCAAUGACGCCGUGCAGCCUCUGGAGUUUUGUGGAGGGGAUGGGGAUGGGCUGUGUACGUUGGAGAGGUUUGUCGACAGCCAGUGGUAUGCAAGGAAGAGCGGUGAUGGGGAUUGGGAGAAGUGCUUCGAGGGGGUGGAGCGUGAAGGAGAUUUUUGA
Molecule: messenger RNA, 1167 nt
Organism: Coprinopsis cinerea okayama7#130
Lineage: Eukaryota; Fungi; Basidiomycota; Agaricomycetes; Agaricales; Psathyrellaceae
Product: phytase
Exons: 5
Coding region: 1-1167 (388 amino acids)
Molecular function (GO): acid phosphatase activity
Source: RefSeq, a predicted model, not a curated record